Molecule: messenger RNA, 3330 nt
Organism: Sodiomyces alkalinus F11
Lineage: Eukaryota; Fungi; Ascomycota; Sordariomycetes; Glomerellales; Plectosphaerellaceae
Exons: 3
Coding region: 208-2994 (928 amino acids)
Source: RefSeq, a predicted model, not a curated record
GCCUUGACGAACAUUCAUACUUGCGUCAGGACUUGACGAACAUUCAUACUUGCGUCAGGACUUGACGAACAUUCAUACUUGCGUCAGGACUUGACGAACAUUCAUAACCACAAGUGCAUUCUCCCCUCCCUCCCGCCAGCGCAUGCGGUCAUAUAUACACAUACCCUCGAAGCACACAUAUCUUUAGCUCGUACGCAUUAUCUUUGCAUGGCUUCCAAAGUCACAAAAACAACGCUCCAUACGCGCAGUCCUGACUUCGACGACCAUUCCCAACUCGUCUCAUGCAUCUCCGCCAAUUCAAAACUGAACCCCAACGCAAAUAUACCUUCGUCCAACUUUCCCCCGGAGCAUUCCUAUCCAGACGCUACGGAGGCCUCUCCGCCAAAUCAAGCCACAAGCAGCCACCUCAUCCCGAGGUGGUUUCACCGCGACAACAGAAAUAGCAAUAGCAAUAACAACCACCACUCAUCAACACAAGCACCCAACCCAGGAAAAUUCACCGAGGAAUGGAACGCGAGCCAGCGAGGAGCGAGUAUCAUUGACGGUUCCUCGGCCAAUAUGCAGCGACCGAACUCGUACCAUGGCAGCCAGGAUGAGGAUCACAUCAGCCUCCCGUCUCGGGGGAAUACUCUUAAGAAAAAAAGCUCUCUGCGCAGGAAUGCCAGUCUCGGGCGCAACGGAAGCCGCCGCAGCAUGAAGGCUGGAAGUGUACGCAGCUUGGCCCUACAAUCUGCCUCAGACCCAGAUGAGGCAAAUAGUGCUUUUCACUGCCCCGUGCCAACUGCCGGGAAUCCAACGGAGGUUCUAGCGAAUCGCUUCAAUGCUUGGCGCAAGAUUUUGAAGGACCUCAUAGCCUACUAUCGCGAGAUUCAGAGCCACUACGAGGCCAAGGCCAAGUCCAUCCUGAAGGUGGCCAAUGUUGCCAACAAUAUAGCGGCGCCAGCAGGCUUCUUGGCCUCCGGGGGGCUUGACGAUGCCAUGGACAUCCUGAGGACCUACCACAAGAACGCCAUUCUCGAGGCCAACAAAGCGAAGGAGAUCGAAGAGGACGUUAUUCUUGCCUUGACCGGUUUGAGAAGCGAUCUUCAGCAGAAGAUUAAGGAGAUCAAAAGUCUAUCUGGCGACUUCAAAAACUCCGUAGAGAAGGAGAUGGACAAUACACGGAAGGCUGUUAAGGCGCUUCAGGACACGAUCGGCCAGAGUGACUUGGAUCCGUCUCUAGCCACUGGCAAGCAAGAUCCAUACCUUCUCCGUCUGGCCGUCGAUCGACAGGUGGAGCUUCAGAUCGACGAGGAAAACUACUUACACCAAGCGUACCUGAAUCUUGAGACCUCCGGAAGGGAACUCGAAUCGAUCGUUGUCGGCGAGAUCCAGAAGGCGUAUAAUGCCUAUGCCGGCAUCCUCAAGCGUGAGUCCGAUGCUGCCUAUAAUGCGAUCGACGAGCUCCGCAUUGGACCCAUCUCCAUGCCAAAAGACCGUGAAUGGACGUACUUCGUCCAGAAAGACGAUCAGUUUGUGGACCCUGAUGUUCCUGUCCGAUCUGCCGAGCAGAUUCACUAUCCUGGCCAAGAUCACGAGUCUUGUCAGGAAAUCCGCGCGGGCCUCCUGGAACGAAAGAGCAAGUACCUGAAAAGCUAUACUGCGGGCUGGUAUGUGCUUUCUCCGACUCAUCUCCAUGAAUUCAAAUCAGCGGACAAGACGCAAGCGCCUGUGAUGUCAUUAUACCUGCCGGAACAGAAGCUAGGAUCUCAUUCAAGCGAAGGUGGUUCUUCCAACAAAUUCAUCCUCAAGGGACGGCAAGCAGGAUCCAUGCAUCGCGGCCACACUUGGGUCUUCCGCGCCGAGACGCAUGACACCAUGAUGGCAUGGUACGAGGACGUCAAAGCACUCACCGAGAAGACGCCGCAAGAACGAAGCGAGUAUGUGCGCCACACUAGGAGCCUUAGUCAGUCUUCGCGACGCUCGAUUAGCAGCGACGCCGUGGUCGACGAGGAAGAUGAGGAGCCUUUCUCCGCAGAAGCCGUUAUCCCAGCCGAGACAGACCUGAAGCAAGAUAUACGCCGUCCUGAGCCAGGUGGGAGGUUCCCAUCUGAUAUCCAAGUCAACGCGCAACGAGACUUACAGGCUCCGCUCUCGCCUUCUAGUAUGAGUUCGCGGUUCGACAACCGGAGCCGCGAGGCAGAUGGGAUGGUGGGUUUCAUACCCCAAAAUAGCCAAGGACGCGAUUAUUACACGAGGGAGGCCCAAGAUAACCACAGGGGAGGAUACGGAAACACAAGUCAUACGCCGAUGGAAGAAUCUCCUUCACAUGCUGCAAUCGUCAGCCAGCAAGCUCGCGAGGACGGAGUGAACCCUUACACAAAUGAGCCUUUCCAGCGGUCCCAAUUCCAGAUCGAUUCUUCUUACCCCUAUCACCCCUCCCAACCCUCCCAACCCGACAUGGCUUUUGUAGGAGAAACACAACGGUCUCAAAACCGGCAGAGCUAUGGGUCCCAUGCUAGCCAACGCGGGACCCGAGAUCAGAGCCCUGCUGUCCAGAUCAUGGCCGAUGGCGGUUCACAACAGACGAAUCCAACUUGGGAGCCUGGUGCCUAUGUAGCUGCGGGUGUCAAUGCUCAGGAUGGCCAACCACUGAACGACAAGGCCUACAACUCUUCGAACAGGCUUCAGGCUGCGCAUAGCGGUGAAUAUAAUUACCCGUCGGAAGACCGAAGCACCGGAGACAUCAGCAAACCGCCGGUGAUCACGACUGGGGGUCAGCACAACGAUGUUCGCGGGUACCCCCCAAAUAACGAGCCUCGCAGCUUUGAAGGCUCUGUGUCGUCUCCUGUUCAUGGCGACUACUACCCUACCGCCGCAUUCCCGGAUCAGAAUGUGCCUAACGGUCGGCCCAUGUCAAUGAAUGUCAGGACAAACAGCAUCCCGCACAUCCCAGGCGAAUACCCGAAUGGCAAUACUCCGACCAUGGAGAAGCUUAGCAACCGAGUUUUGUAGGAAUAAAGAAGCACUCAUGCCGGGUGGUAGUCGCUGGGUUUCUUGUUGGUUUCGGACACUUGGCGGGCAGUCUCUUUUCAUGUAUUUGGUCUUGAGUAUUCGUCCAUAAAUAUCUCGUCUUUUCGUCUUUUUUGCUCUUCAUACUACAGCCAUAUCGGCACAGGAAAGGGCAGGAGGAAAUGGAAGCGACAUCAAAACAGAAGUAGUUGCGAACUGGGCUCGUCAGUGGACACGGGAAUUCGUCUUGAAGGACGGUGUAUUUCGUACCUAACUAACAUUCAAAAUGGAAGAGGCGAAAAAAAGAAACUGCCCCCUACCGCCGCACCCCGCACCCCU